UGCGGUUACUAAGGAAGAAGAAGAAUAUGUCGAGUUGUUAUUUGGAUGGUUGGAAUUUAAUAUUUUGUUGUUCACGAAAGAAACCAGCACAUGAUCAAGUUCCUUGCCAAGAAGAUAUUACACAAGAUGUUAUAUUAGAUAAACAAUUUAUUGGUUAGUUUUUAUAUUCUAUAUAUCACAACUGUGUAUUUGAUGUGUUGUGUUUUAACAAUAGGUUUGUGUUUACACAUGUAAAUGUGUUAAAAAAACAUUAACAGACUUGGAUUAUCUUUUGUCAAGGUGAUGAAGUUGUGAUUGUGAAAUCUGAUUUAAGAAUAUGUGGAUGUGGUGCUGCACUUGCUACAGGUCCUAUAGUUCAAAAUAAAGCUUAUUUUGAAGUGAAAGUACAAUGUGGAGGUAGGCCAUAAAUAUACUGUGGGCUCCAGUGUAGGUAUAGCUCAGUGUAGCAGUUAAUUAAACAAUCUUCACAACCUUCACUGAAGGAUCUAGCCAUAUCAUGUUUUACUGUCGUUCCAAUUGAAGUGUUCCUCAAAUAUUGAUUCAAUACAUUACCUCGGGCUGACCAAUUCAUUUCAUCAAGUUCCUCGAGAUAUUCAUACACUUCCUGUGAAAGAGCCAAUUCCAGGUAUUUGAUCAUUUUUGAUCACUUCCUUUCUAUUUAUGAUUGGUUAGUUGCACAAACAACAAAGGUGAUUGGUGCAUUCAAACUAUUCAACAGGAAGUUUACAAUUAUACUAGGAAGUGUAUGAAUAUUUUGAGGAACUUGAUCAAAUGAAUUGGUCAGCCCGAGGUAAUGUAUUGAAUCAAUAUUUGAGGAACACUUCAAUUGGAACAACAGUAAGUGAAGGUCCUUUCCUGAAAGGUAUUAGUCAAUAACAAUAAUCCUGGGGGGGGUGUAAUAUAUAUGACAAAGUGGAGGAUAAUCUUAUAAUAAUUUUAUUAAGUAGUUUAUUAGCGAGCUUAAUACAUUACAAUAAAAACUAAUCAAUUAAAUCUAGGUAUUACACAGUAUAGAUACAGAAUUAAUACUGCUAAUCUAGUUAAAAUAUUUAAAGGUAAAAAAGGACUGUGCUCUCUUUGUUCUACAAGCAGGUAGUGUCAUUAAAUAAAUAGAAAAUUGUUCAGAAAUCCUCCUUAAGUUAAAAUUGUGAUCACAAACAACGGGCUUAGGUAAUAAAUUAAAUAGUGGAUGGUCCUUACACUUCAUCUUGUUCAUAUAUUGUAUACACAGUAGUUCUCUUCUUGUCUUUAAGGUUGGAAGUUGUGAUCAAUUAAGAACUCUGAAUACAACUCAGUCUCUGGGUAGAUUAUUUUUAAGUGCCCUAUUUUGCACUACCUCAAUUGCAUCACACAAAUAAUCCAGUAUACCCUGCCACACAGGAACAGCAUAUUCCAGCACCAGUCGUACUGUACUUUCAGCAUAUUACUUUUUUGGUAGUUUGGUUGACUCUUCGCAAAAUUCUUAGAGAAUACAACUUCUUACUGGCUUUUUUAAUAUAUUUUUUGAUUUACUAUAUUUUUUAAUUUACUAUAUUUUUUGUCCACUGGCCAGCUACACCUACCUCCCCCACAUUUCCCCCUUUUUUUUGGAAUGAAUUUUUGCCCUUCCAUGGAACUGGACUACACAGAAUGGACCUUCACAUGUUUCAGGCCUUAAAAUAUCGGUCGGUCAUGGACAUUGUCCGACCCAUUCGUGAAAUUGUCCGACGUAGAAAGGAAACCACCGGACAUUCUGUCCGACCAAAGUGAAACUGAGGUUUAUUGUUUGUCCGACUCGAGUGUAUUGGUGUCCGACCGAACUGUAGCUUUGUCCGACGUAAAUGAAAUGUACCCUAGCCCAGGAGUAGGGCUAGAGGCUUGUAUGUUAUACGGUACCAAAAAUUGAGCGUAGUGUAAACAGGGCUUAGCUAAAUAGGUAGUCCAAGAACCAAAAAAGUGGUACGGUACCAAUUUUAUCCGUGCCGUACCAAAAAUUGAGCGUAGUGUAAACAGGGCUUCCGAGUACUAUUGUAUAAAAGGUGAACUGGAAAUGUUGUUUUAAUGUAUAGUCGAGCGCGGGGCGGCGAGCGAAAUGGUGAAGUGGAAAAUGGGCUUAAGUUGUCGAAGUCUUUUUUAACACUGCUGUUCUGGAAAGCAAGUUAAUUUUGGCUUGGAAAUAAGUAUGAAAGAAACAAAUUAUUUAACAUCUUUACAAACAUUUACCAUUUAUUCAUUUGUGUCAUUCAGAUUUAUUUCCGAGUCAAAACUGAACUGAAGGUCAUCGGACAUAUGUCCGACCCAAACUCAACGUCACAGGACAUUUUGUCAGACGGCCCUGUAAAAGAUAUUUUAAGGCCUGUGUUUUAUCUGCAAGUGACUUUAUAUUUUAUGAUUUUGUUUAUCAAGGUGUAUGGGGUGUAGGUUUGGCAUCCAGAAAGUGUGAUCUAAAUCGUCUACCACUGGGUAAUAAUGAAGAAAGUUGGGUAUUAAGAUCAGAUGGUGGUAUAUGUCACAAUAGUAAAGUGGUUCAUCAACUAAAUGUUAUGCCUGAUGAAGGUGAUAUCAUUGUAAGUGUAACUGUACAGCUCCCCCAUAAAUUUCUUAUCAUGCCGCCACAAUAUUUGUUGUAAUUUAUAUUGUAAUUUUAUUCUGGUGAAGUUAAAUUAAAUUAAGUUUCCUUCCUACACCAAGAAAACAUAUAACUGAUAUUCUGAAUGUGUAUCUUUCAUGUAAUCUAGGCUUGCACUUACAACCAUGCAGAAUUAUACUUUUACAUUAAUGGAUGUCAGGUUGAAUUUCCUCUCACUGGAAUUAGAGGAACAGUUUAUCCUGCUGUUUUUGGUGAGUUUUUCAUGUCCAUGUCCGUUCUGUGUGGUAUUUAUUUUGUGUCUUUAAAGUACCAUCAGAUGAUUGUUUUUUUUGUAUAUAUAUGAUGUAAUACUUGGGUAAUUGCAAAAUUAAAUUUAGUGUAUCUUUAGUACAUUAAGAUCUCAUUUAACCCUUAGAGAGCUGAAUUAAUUUUGUGAAAAUUUCAACUUUUUCAUUACAUGAAAAUGACAGAUUAGCAUGGUCUUCUGAAAUGAAAACCAAAUUACCGACAAUUACCCAUGCAUGGGAACAGGGGUAAACAUGCUCAUUAGUAUGCAUUAAUUGAAGCAAUCUCAGGUGCUAUAGUAUGCGAUUGUACAAAAGAUUUUUAGUUCACAACAUAACAAUAUUUUAUGCUGUUUAAUGCUUGAUACCUAUAUUUAAAAUUAAAGUUGUCGACAUGAGGGAUGGGUCUUGUGAAAGCAAUCUUUUGCAACAUGUACUGUAUAUAAAUGAAAAUAUCCCAUUGAUACAUAUGCAUGGAAGUAGUCCCUGCCACUAUGCAAUAUGUCUUAUUUAUUAUACAGGAAUUAACACAUGAAGUUGGAAUAUUUAGAUUGGGUUAUGUUUGUGAGGAAGCAGCCAGGAAACGUAAAUGCUGGUAUACUGUACAGUUUUUUCUCUUUUCGUCCUGACAAAUAUUUAAAUUUUUCUCUCUUUUUAGUUGAUGAUGGUGCGAUCCUUGAUGUUAUAUUUAAAAACUUUUGUUACCCACCUCCGGAUGGUUACAGUAGAAUUCUGUUUGAAAAAUCUCUUCUCUAAUAUUUAAAUAUUUAUGACAUGCUCAGUCUAAAGUUUCAUCAGUCUGAAGUUUCAUGAGGGCAAUUUCUGGAACAGGCAACGUCCCAUGGUAUCAUAAGCAACGCCCUAGCCAAUAUUUUUUAGUUUGACGAAUGUGUAAUGAACAGAUAAUGAAUUAUUUUCAAUUAUGGACAUGUGAAUAGAUUUUAAACACUAAGUACUAUUUAAAACACGAGCAGGAAUGCUUUAAUAUCAGAUUUUUUCUGGGUCCGGGCUUUCCUCGACUUCUGAUUUUCUUCGAGUCCUUAAGUUUGUAAGUAAUUAGUAUGCCUACAUUUCUAGGCUUGACUGGGUAUUAUUGGCAACCCAUCCCUAAUUAAUAGACCUUACCUAAUAUGCUCUUUUACCCAAUGGCCUCGUUUCCCAUGUCAACUUAUUUUCGCCUGUCAGGAGGCGGAUAAAGAUUAUAUAUAUUUCCAUGUUUUCCUUAGCCUGCGAACAGGCAUUUAUUCAUGCCAUAAAUAAAUGCCUGUUUGCAGGCUGUUUUCCUGGACGAAUUUGUUUCUUGCUGUUGUUAGGUUCAAUAACAAAGUAAUUUUCAACCCCACUAAGCACAAAAUAUGAGUAAGUAGUUGACACAAAAAACGAGGCCAUUGGGUGAACAGUGAAUAAUCGGUUAAGGUCUAUUACGCUAGUCUACUGUUGCUCAAGCUUUAACGAAACUCACUUCAAAGGAGAACAGCGAUAAUUUCGUUUGGACUGAUGAAUUUACUGCAGCCUUUGAACAACUUAAACAAUUACUUUGCUCCGUACCAAUACUAUGUUACCCAGACUUUGACUGAGAAUUUGUAUUGCAAAUGGACGCUUCUGAUGUUGGUCUAGGAACUAACGAGUCUAACAGUCCCCCAAGUCCCACCUACUAGCGGUUCCAAAGUCCCACCUACUAAUGGUGCCCAAGUCCCACCUACUAACGGUCCCCCAAGUCCCACCUAUAAAUGGUCCCCAAUUCCCACCUACUAAUGGUUCCCAAAUCCUACCUACUAAUUAAUGGUCCCCAAGUGGACAAGUCCCACCAACUAACACUCCCCAAGUCCCACCCAAUAAAUGGUCCCCAUGUCCAACCUAGUAACCUACUAACGGUCCCCAAGUCCCACUUACUAAUGAUCCCCAAGUCCCACCUACUAAUGGUCUCCAAGUCCCACAUACUAACGAUACCCAAGUUCCACCUACUAAUUAAUGGUUGCCAAGUCCCACCUAUGAAUGGUCCCCAAGCCUUCUCUUAUGAUAUCCAGAAAUGGUCACAUUCCAUCAACUGUGAACUAGGACAGGAUAAGAUUCCUCGCUGAGGCAUUUGAAACAUUUCAAAAAGGAUGCGAGAGUAGGUAGAACUUGGCAAGAUGGCAUCGCAAACUGUGAAAAGGUGUUAUAUGCAAACACAUUAGCAUAAUGAGCCCACUUAUCGUACCAUAGACUGGAUCUUGUUUUAACACCAAAACCAUAAAUACACACUUCACAAUGUAAUCCAUUGAAAAUAAGUAGUUUUCAUUGCCAGAAAGCAAUGCGUAGUGACCCAGCUUUAAUGAAACACACAUGCAACUAUACCAUAAAUACAGAUGGGCUUAUACAUGGGACUAUGGGAGGGCUUAAUUACGGGGGGAGGGGGCGGGGGCUGUAAUAUACACACAACAUUUGAUGUUGGUAAUAAUACUUAUUGUAGCUGUAAACUCUACCAUGAACGAAAAGAAAUACAAACAUACACUGUAUAAUUAUAAUCUAUACAUUACAAUACAAUACAGUGAUCUGAACUUAUACAAAUGAGAACUUAUAUAAAUUUUCAAUACCAUUUGCCAAUACGGUGACCUUCCAAACUUCUUAUUUCAUUAGAGCAUGUAAAACAUGGAACAUUUUGGGCUGCGAUCUUCGUCACAGAGAUAUUGGUCUGAAUACCUUUAAAUCAAAACUUAAGACAUAUGUAUGUUAUGUUUUGCGUGUUGUCAGUUAUUUAUUAAUUAUUCAAUAUUAAUAUUAACGUGAUUUAGAUGUAAUUAUAUAAAGGACUUGCCGUAAUUGGGGACACUGUGGCGAGUAUCCUGGCACUACAUAGUUGUUAUAAUAUAAAUGUAGUAGUUGUCGAACAUUAUUAAAUCAUUAAAUCAUCUAAUUAUUGUCACUUGUCUGAUCUGUUGGAAUCACUGUUGCUGUGCUAAUUAACCAAUGGGC
Paramuricea clavata is the source of this 5808-nucleotide messenger RNA. The record is from the annotation of a GenBank genome assembly. Lineage: Eukaryota; Metazoa; Cnidaria; Anthozoa; Malacalcyonacea; Plexauridae.